GAGACGCGCGACGCUCAGUGCAAGUUUGACGCCGAUCAGGGUGUGAUGUACAGCAGCUGUACCACCACUGACCAACAGAUAUUGUGACAUACUAGUGAACAUGAGCAACUUUUAACUCUACCAUCAACUAGUACUACCAAGCACACACCUGCAGCAUCAUCAACCAGCACGCUGCCAUCCUCAACCAGCACGCUACCGUCAUCAACCCCACUUCUUCAACAUCAUCAACCAGCACCCACCAACCAACAAGUGUUACAGCCUCCACGAAGAUACAGCUUGUGUGUGACGUCAUUAGGAGUAUCAACAUGGCCGACAGUGUCAACACAGGUGUAACCAAUCCCACCUUCCUUAUGGACGAGGAGGGGAGCCAAGUUUCAAAAGCCACCACUGAGAAAAAUGUGGGCAGCAGCGGUGUGGGCGGUAGCGGAGAAAGAAGCAAUCUGACGAAGGAGGAGAAAAUGAUGAAGAUGUCGAUGAUAAAGAAUAUUGUCAUUAUCUCGCUGGCCUUCACAUUCCUCUUCACCAGUUACAACACCACAGCUGGCCUCCAGUCCUCCCUCAACAAAGCAGCAGGUACAGCGGGACUAACAGCCACCUACGUCACUAUGGUGCUGUCGUGCUGUUUUCUGCCGUCGCUAGUGCUGCAGGUGCUGAAGGAGAAGUGCACAAUGGUAGUCUCGAUGCUGUGUUACUCGGGCUACAUCGCAGCUCAGUUCUACCCCAGGAUAUACACCUUGGUCCCAACUGCUGCCAUCCUGGGUAUAGGCGCCGCUCCUCUCUGGGCAGCCAAGUGUACCUAUCUCACCAAGGUGGGGACCCUCUACGCCCAGCUGACGGGGGAAGACAACGGCGUCGUCAUUACAAGGUUCUUUGGCAUCUUUUUCCUCUUUUUCCAGUCGACGAAUAUUUGGGGCAACAUUAUUUCCUCCACAGUGUUGUCCAUCGGUGUGGAGAAGAAUGACGUGCCGGAUGAGGCGGCCCUACUCACCUGUGGCUACAACUUCUGCAUUUCUGAGUCUGGUGAAAGCUCUGCCAGCCUCACCAACGUCACCAGCAGCAUCAACGACACUCCCACAGAGUCAGAGCUGCCUUCUAGCUGGAAGAUCUACACCAUAACAUCAGUGUUCCUGGCCUGUACCUUCCUCUCCUCCCUCACCACACUCUUCUUCGUUGAUCCCGUCACCAAGUUCACACACAAGGAGGACCAGGAUACCAAGAGAGAGUCUGUGAGCCAGCUGGUAGUGUCAACCUUCAACCACAUGCGUCACCCUUACCAGCUGUUAGUCAUACCCCUUACCAUCUACUCCGGUCUCGAGCAGCAGUUCCUCACAGCUGACUACACUGCCGCGUAUGUUACAUGUGCCCUGGGGGUACACAUGGUGGGCUACGUGUUGAUAAGUCUGGGUGUGAGCGCUGCCUUCUUCUCUGUGGCGCUGACUCCGCUGGUGAAGGUGGUGGGUCGUGUUCCUAUCUUCACCUUCGCCUUCCUCAUCAAUGCGUCUCUCGUGGUCACCUUCACCUACUGGAAGCCUCACCCAGACCACAUGCCGUGGUUCUUCGUGAUUUCAGCGCUAUGGGGAGCUGCGGACGCUGUAUGGCAGACACAAAUCAACGCUCUGUACGGCGUCAUCUUCCCCGGCCAGUCGGAGGCGGCCUUCAGUAACUACCGCCUAUGGGAGUCAAUCGGUUUCACCAUCGCUUACGUCUGUAGCACCGCCCUCUGUGUCAGCGCGAAGAUGACCAUGCUGGUGGUGUUCAUGGUGGCAGGCAUUUUAGGCUACUACGUGGUGGAGGUGCUGGAAAAGAUGGGAGGCCUCAGGAGAGACACUCAGGGUAGAGUUGUACCCAUAGACAAACUCCUCAUCGGCAACAACUGAUCUCCAGCGACAAGUUCCCUUCAUAACGCACAGUUGUUCCUGCAGCCGUCGACUCUACUUCACAUUAAAACACAUAUACUAGUCAUUGUUUUGUGUAUGUGUACAAGGUGUGAACUCCUGUGGCGGUGUACAAGGUGUGGACUCAUGUGGCGGUGUACAAGGUGUGGACUCAUGUGGCGGUGUACAAGGUCACUGGGUGGACUCUCGCGUGGUGUUUGGACUCCGGACUCAGUGGACUGCCCGGUAACCUCACCUUUGCAACUCUAUCCAGUUUCUUUAGUUAAAUACUUACUCAAGCAUGUAUUACUAGCACUGGAGAAACGUUCAUCUGUUACACGUGUAUGUAUUACUAGCACUGGAGAAACUAGUAGUAUCAAUAACAGUAGUGGUAAUAGUAACUGUAGUGGUGGUAGUAAUGAUGUAGUGGUAGCAUAGUAGUAGUAACAGCAUUACCCAGUUUUGUGCACUGCUCAGUAAAGAUGUACUGCCGGGUGUGGUAGACGGGUAUGGUAGACCAUAGAGGGGCCCAUUGUGGUAGUCAUGAAUGGCUGGACCGCCACCGGUGACUCACUAAGCACUGGUGACUCACUAAGCACUGACGACUCACUAAGCACUGGUGACUCACAAAGCACUGAUGACUCACUAAGCACUGGCGACUCACUAAGCACUGGUGACUCACAAAGCACUGACGACUCACUAAGCGCUGAUGACUUUCUGUAUACGGUAUUGCUGAACGAAUCUUAUGUAUCGGCAAAAACCCCAGUCAUUUAAGAAAACAUUUUAAAUAUUCUUUG
This is a messenger RNA of Homarus americanus (American lobster), 2671 nucleotides long. Its product is annotated as protein unc-93 homolog A-like. The record is from RefSeq and is a predicted model, not a curated record. Gene Ontology annotation, biological process: regulation of muscle contraction; regulation of potassium ion transport. NCBI's taxonomy places the organism in Eukaryota, Metazoa, Arthropoda, Malacostraca, Decapoda, Nephropidae. Gene Ontology annotation, molecular function: potassium channel regulator activity. The transcript has 9 exons. The coding region runs from base 306 to 1877 and encodes 523 amino acids. Gene Ontology annotation, cellular component: striated muscle dense body; plasma membrane.